This is a messenger RNA of Ricinus communis (castor bean), 1477 nucleotides long. Its product is annotated as tRNA (guanine-N(7)-)-methyltransferase. The coding region runs from base 127 to 1056 and encodes 309 amino acids. The transcript has 9 exons. Gene Ontology annotation, biological process: tRNA methylation; RNA (guanine-N7)-methylation. NCBI's taxonomy places the organism in Eukaryota, Viridiplantae, Streptophyta, Magnoliopsida, Malpighiales, Euphorbiaceae. Gene Ontology annotation, cellular component: tRNA methyltransferase complex. The record is from RefSeq and is a predicted model, not a curated record. Gene Ontology annotation, molecular function: tRNA (guanine(46)-N7)-methyltransferase activity.
UACAUGAAAAGACUCUAAGAAGAGUAGCACUUCAAUUUUCGGCCUCAGCCCAAAUUGCUUGGACCCGGCCAAGUGGCCCGAGUAUAUAAAAACAGCAGCCGAAAUAUAGAGUAUAAUCUGUUAAAAAUGACUACUUCACUUUGCUCACAAUUCUUUCAUGCUGUUACCAACCCACUACCCAUGGCUACAAAGCAAGCUCUGUCCGCGCGAAUACUAAAACUACAAUUUCAACGUUCCAUUAUAAGGCCUACACAGCCUCAUUAUUAUCAAAAUUGUUGUUACAGUAACACAGUGAAUGCCUGUAUUGGUUCAAAAGAACUUAGAAGCACAGACCUUGUAGCUUUGGAGUAUGCUGAGCUUAAUCUCACUGAUAAAACCUCUGGGGAACUGGGUCAUGUUAGAAUCAGGCAACAUGUGAACCCUUUGAGUUCAUCUUUUUCUGUGCCGGCGUUGGUACCUAAUUGGAAGGAAGUUUUCAAGGACCCGACAUUACCACUCAUGGUGGAUAUCGGAAGUGGGAGUGGCAGGUUUCUCAUAUGGCUUGCAAGAAAGAAUCCAGAUUCAGGAAAUUAUUUGGGAAUUGAAAUACGGCAAAAGCUGGUCAGACGUGCUGAGCUUUGGGUAAAAGAGAUGGCUCUUGGUAACAUAUAUUUCCUCUUUGCAAAUGCUACAGUUUCUUUCAGACAACUGGUUCUCGAGUACCCUGGACCUUUGAUGUUUGUUUCAAUUUUGUGCCCAGACCCCCAUUUCAAGAAAAGGCAUCACAAGCGAAGGGUUGUGCAGAAGACAUUAGUGGAUUCUAUCACUGAUAAUUUAAUGCUUGGAGGAAAGGUUUUUUUGCAGUCUGAUGUACUUGACGUGGCUCUCGACAUGAGGAAUCAAUUUGAUGCGGAGCCAGAUGUGCUUCAACACAUAGAUGAGAUUGAUCCAAGCAUGUCGUGUGAUAAUGACGGAUGGCUAUGUAAUAAUCCCUUGGGAAUAAGAACUGAAAGAGAAAUCCAUGCAGAAUUUGAAGGUGCAAAAAUUUACAGAAGGCUGUAUCAAAAGCGGACAUAAUAACUAACAAAAUCACGAGGCCAUUUACAUUCACUUAUGAACGUGCAAUUUGAACAUAAUAAAAAGAAAAAAACAGAGCAUAUUUUCCAUGAGGUGUCGGCUGCAAAGAAAGGACUGCCUUGCUGCCAGUUCUUUAAUUCAUGAAAUGAGUGUCAAUGUUGGUGAGUGUUGUAUAUCAAUUUUUUUUUUUUUUAAUCAUCAUAUUCACUUAUUGAGGAUGACGGGGUAAUAAAUUAGAAGAAAUUACCUGAGAAAUCUGAUGGAAAGAAAAUACCAUGUUAGCUUCCUCUUUUUCUUUUUGUCUGAAACGAAGCUUCCUCCUUCUCUUUUCUUUAUUACUACUUCUACACAUAACAUAUAAAAGGGAGAAUGAUUUUCUAUUCCCUAUCAAAAAUAAAAGUUUGUGUAUCGAGUGUAAAUA